AUGCCUUUUGGACAAGUUAUUGUAGGUCCCCCUGGAUCAGGAAAGACCACUUACUGUUGGGGUGCUUAUCAGUAUUUGACUGCAAUUGGGAGAAAAGUAGCCAUUGUGAAUCUGGACCCUGCAAACGACAAUAUACCCUAUCCCUGCGCUAUCAAUCUUGCAGACUUGAUCACAUUAGAAGACACCAUGAAUGAGUUAUCAUUGGGACCCAACGGCGGCAUCAUGUUUUGCAUUGAGUAUCUACUCAAGAACAUGGAUUGGCUGACAGACAAGCUAAAAGAACUUGGAGACGAUCAUUACAUCCUGUUUGACUUUCCUGGGCAGGUCGAACUCUUUACGCAUCAUUCAGCUGUCAAGGACAUCUUGCAUGGAUUGGAAAAGGCAGACUAUCGACUUGUCGCAGUCAAUAUGGUGGACGCUCACUACUGCACAGAUCCAGCCAAAUACAUUUCAGUUCUCUUGCUCGCACUCAAAACCAUGAUACAACUGGAACUACCACAUAUCAAUGUAUUGUCCAAGGUGGAUUUGAUCGAAUCGUAUGGAAAGCUUCGCUUCAAUCUACAGUAUUACACAGAUGUGAUGGAUCUGUCCUAUUUAUUGGACUCACUCAACCAAGACCCGUUUGGCUCCAAGUACAAGAAACUGAAUGAAGCCUUGUGUGAUUUGAUUCAAGAUUUUUCGUUGGUUGGAUUUUAUACAUUGUGCGUAGAGGAUAAAGACUCCAUGACAAAAUUGCAGCAAGUGAUUGAUAAAGCAGGUGGUUUCGUAUUUGGUGGUCUGACGGAGGGCAACGAGUCCAUCAUGUUGACGGCCAUGAAGGCUGGUUACCAUGAAGACGUGAGCGAUGUGCAAGAGCGCUGGAUGGAAGAGGAUGAUUAUGAUGAUUUGUAA
This is a messenger RNA of Mucor velutinosus, 891 nucleotides long. RefSeq lists its product as uncharacterized. Gene Ontology annotation, molecular function: GTPase activity. The transcript has 3 exons. Lineage: Eukaryota; Fungi; Mucoromycota; Mucoromycetes; Mucorales; Mucoraceae. The record is from RefSeq and is a predicted model, not a curated record. Gene Ontology annotation, cellular component: cytoplasm. The coding region runs from base 1 to 891 and encodes 296 amino acids.